AUGAGCGUUUCGGCGCCAAAUUUCCAGCUGCCGGCCGCUGGCCGCGAAGAUGAUAACGAGUUCAUCAACGAGCACGAAUCGGAGUGCAGAUGCGAGUUUUUGGACCCAAGGUUUCUAGCCGUUACGCCUCUGGAUUCCGAGCAAGCGGCGCUUGAGUAUUUCUACCAGAGCCCCUUCUACAUGAAGUACCGCGAACGCGCUCUCAACGAGACCCUGCGUGCCGGUAGUGUUGUCGAUAGCCAGCAGGUGGGCCUGAUGUUCCAGGUCACGUACAGUAACCUUGUCGACAUCAGCGAGCCGCUGAAACACUUGCCACCUUUGGAUGACAUGGCGCGUAGCCAGUACUACUCGAAUGCGGCCGUGUUCCACAUCACGCUCUUUCAGAGGGGCCUCGGGCAGAGCGGCGUGACGGUUACACCCAUGAAGGUGUACUACAUCAUCCAAGGAUCGAUUUUCAUGUGUCCUCCGUUCGGAUCGCUAAUACGCCACCGCCUGCACCAGUCGAUCGAGCACUUUGAGAAGUUUUACGACAAGCUCAACGACAUCAGCAGGUGGUCUGCUACCAACGGUUACUCGUGGGAACCGAAGCCAAAAGCUCUGGACCCGCUGAUCGAACAGAUUUGCGAGAAAUACGGCUUCCAGGAGGAUCAGCACGAGGGCUUCAUUAAAGAUGCUUCAGGGAAUAUGAACAUUUUCUUCCUCAAGCCGCAGGAUCACACCGCACAUCGCGUUGCCUACGACGAAAUACGCAUACUGGCCAGGCGGCUCGAAAUGGCGCAGCAGCUCCCUGUACCGGAGGAAGCCGGGGCGGACAUGCCAACGGAAUCAGCGCCUGUCUAG
Babesia ovata is the source of this 840-nucleotide messenger RNA. Its product is annotated as mediator complex subunit MED6. Gene Ontology annotation, cellular component: core mediator complex; mediator complex. Gene Ontology annotation, biological process: regulation of transcription by RNA polymerase II. The record is from RefSeq and is a predicted model, not a curated record. Bases 1 to 840 code for a protein of 279 amino acids. The transcript is spliced from 5 exons. NCBI's taxonomy places the organism in Eukaryota, Apicomplexa, Aconoidasida, Piroplasmida, Babesiidae. Gene Ontology annotation, molecular function: transcription coactivator activity.